GUAUCGUGGAGACUGACUUGGUGGAGUUGUGUGAAGGUUCUCCUACACACUUCAUAAUGGGGGAGCCACAGCAAGUCAGCGCUCUACCUAUACCCCCCAUGCAGUACAUUAAGGAGUACACAGAUGAAAACAUCCGCAAGGGCCUGGCCCCCAAACCUCCCCUCCCCAUAAAUGACAGCUACAUGAUGUUCGGCAACCAGUUUCAGUGCGACGACCUCAUUAUCCGCCCUCUGGAAACGCAGGGCAUCGAGAGGCUCCACCCUGUGCAGUUUGAUCACAAGAAGGAGCUGAGAAAACUCCUCAUGUCCAUCCUAGUCAACUUUCUGGAUAUGUUGGACAUCCUGAUCCGAAGCCCAGGCAGCAUCCGCAGGGAGGAGAAACUGGAGGACAUAAAGUUGUUAUUUGUUCACAUGCACCACCUUAUUAAUGAGUACAGACCCCACCAGGCACGAGAGACCCUGCGGGUUAUGAUGGAGGUGCAGAAACGCCAGAGGCUGGAAACAGCUGAGAGAUUCCAGAAACACCUGGAGCGAGUAGUGGAGAUGAUCCAGAACUGUUUGGCAUCGCUACCCGAUGAUCUCCCUCUUCCCAAUGGUGCAGACAGUGUAAAAACUGAACCCAUGGAUGUUCAGGAACCCUGCACUGACCAUCACAAAGGAUCCCAGGAGGCUGCGGCUUCUAUGAAAGAGGCCACAAUAGAUAAAGAUGCAGCUAUGUGUGUUAUCAUUGAUGAAAUGACCUAGACAGCUAAGACAUUCUAACCAGGACUCUUGAAUUUUGAAAGUCACUAGGAUUCAUUAAAAAGCAUUUGCUUUGG
Molecule: messenger RNA, 817 nt
Organism: Xenopus laevis (African clawed frog)
Lineage: Eukaryota; Metazoa; Chordata; Amphibia; Anura; Pipidae
Gene: med7.S
Product: mediator complex subunit 7 S homeolog
Biological process (GO): regulation of transcription by RNA polymerase II
Cellular component (GO): nucleus; mediator complex; nucleoplasm
Molecular function (GO): transcription coregulator activity
Source: RefSeq, marked provisional